AUGAAGUUGGUAUCUACUGAACUUACUGUUUUACUUCUCUUCAUUGUGACAAUUAUUAGUCAUACUGAGACAACAACUAAACGAACAACAUCUGCUCAAAAACUUGGUUUUCGUCGUUGUCAAAAACAAAAAAAUGGUCAACGUUUAUGCUUUUGCGGGAAAACUAACACAGUAUUUGACCGUUUGAAAGGAGAACGAUGCAUCAACGGACAAGUGAUUAAGAAAAUAAGUCAACAAAGUGACGUAUCAAAAUUUUCUGCUCUUCGGAUAACAAAAAAGCCUAUUCAUCGAUCUGCUCGUGAUGAUAGUAAAGAUGUUCCAUGCAUCAAACUUCUAUUCAAACCACCAUCGAGCUCGAUCAAUGAAGCAUAUGUACCACUUCGUAAUGUAUCAGUCGAAGCUUGGAUUGAUUCGUUUGCUGCUGAUGUCACAUUGACGCAAGUGUUUUUUAAUCAAGAAGAAGAUCCCAUCGAAGCAAUUUAUGUGUUUCCUAUUGAAGAAAAUGCUGCUGUUUAUUCUUUCAUGGCUCUAAUAGAUAAUCGAACAAUUACAGCUGUAUUAAAAGAAAAAACUAUCGCAGAACAAGAAUAUAAAUCAGCUGUUGAACAAGGGAAAACAGCAAUUUUAAUGGAACAAAGCAAACAAACUUAUGAUACAUUCACAGUUAAUGUUGGUGCAUUACCGCCUGGAAAAGAAUGUCGAAUCAUUAUUCGAUAUGUAACUGAACUAGAUUUAACUGAGGAAAAUUCGAUUCGAUUUGUUGUUCCUACUACCGUCGCCCCACGAUAUAAUCCGUCGUUAGGUCAUUUGCAAACACCUGACAGAACAGAUGCUCAAUAUGUUCAAAAGACUCCUUAUUCAAUGUCGUUUCAAGCACACGUUCUACGUGAUGAAGAAUACACAAUUAAACAAGUAGCCAAUCGUUCGCAUCCAGUAAAUAUUAGUAUGUCGCAUCAAUCAAUAGAUGUUUCUUUAAUGGCGAUUGCUCUUGAUCGUGAUAUUAUUCUGGAUAUUGAUCUACCCGAUAAUCGAUCACCAGCGCAUGUUACUAUGGACAAAUAUAAUGAUUCUUCAAAAUAUGCUAUUCUUCUAGCAUUCACUCCACGCCUUACUGAUUUUAUUAAAAUCUCUAAUGGAACAGAAGAAGCGAAUACAGAGUUUAUUUUCAUCGUGGAUUGCUCAGGCUCAAUGACAGCGGACAAUGGUAUUGGACUUGCAAAAGAGGCUAUGCUACUGUUUAUUCGUAGUUUACCAUUGGGCUCGCAUUUUAAUAUUAUUCGCUUUGGAUCAAACUUCGAUAUUCUCUUUGAUGGUGAAACAAUGACAACUGUUUAUAAUGAAAGUACUGCUAAAGUAGCUGAUAAUCUUACACGUUCCAUGGAAGCUAAUUUUGGUGGAACAGAAUUGUUGGAACCUUUGAAACAUUUAAAAGAUCAUCCGCCACUCAAAGGCCGAUCACGACAAAUCUUUCUACUGACUGAUGGAGAAAUUUCAAAUACUAACGAAGUGAUUGAAUUAUGUCGUUCCAUGUCGUCAACUACAAGAAUAUUUUCUUUUGGUCUUGGCCAUUCGCCAUCUCGUUCUCUAGUGAAAGGUCUUGCUCGUGCAACGAAUGGUUAUUUUGUUUUUGUUCCUCCAAAUUCAAAAGUAGACACAUAUGUUGGUAGUCAAUUUGGCCGAGCUCUUCAGCCAUCACUAGUUAAUGCUCGACUUCAAUGGCACGGGUUACCUACAAAUGGAUUACAAGCUCCUAAACAGAUUCCACCUCUCUAUAUCAACGAUCGUGUCUUAGUUUAUGAACUAAUAGAUGGUGGGGAAUGGACAAACCAAAAUAUUAGUGUAGAUCUUCUAGUUGAAGAGCAUAAAAUAGCUUCAAUCAAGUUAUCUGGUAGCACUGUACACAAUAGAGAUACAAUACGACGAUUAGCAGCUAAAGCACUGAUCCAAGAAUUACAACAUGAUAAAUACGCUGAAGAUGAAUCGCAAAACAACACGAUACUUGAACAACGCAUUACUAUGCUGUCAAUGAAUCAUCAAAUUUUAUCACCUUACACAGCAUUCGUCGGUGUAGAAAAUACCACUACAAAAUAUAAUAAUACUCAAUCAAAAAUUCGCCACAUACCUAUUCAGAUAUCGAAAGGUGAUGAACACUUAUUUCAUCCCCAAUCAGCAUCUUAUCAAAAUCAUUUCGCUGGCUGGUUGUCACCUGCAUCGUCAUCAGGUUUCGGAGCAAGGCCAAUGCCUGUGCCAAUGGCAAUGGGAGCAAGUGGGGCACAGUUUCGACCAAUGUUAGGACAAUCCAGCCAGCAGCAGCAAUUCAGAGUUGCACACUACCGCCCCCAGAUGAUGCACGACGCUCAUCCACAUGAUAUGAGUACUACUACGGCAUCAUUAUCUGCUGAUCCUGCUCGCUGGUUAAUUGAUCAACAAUCAUUCAAUGGAGCAUGGCUAUUAAACGAAAAAGAUAUUGAAACAUUGACCAAUGGCAAAUCAUUAAGUACAUUUCAUUCGAAUGUUACGAAAGCGAAAGAUGCUUUAACAACCGCAAUCGCCAUCGCUGUAUUAGAGCUAAAAUAUGCUGCUCAAAAGAACCUUUGGUAUGGAGUAGUGGAAAAAGGACGCAAGCAUUUGUCUACUUUUGGUCUAAGCAGUGAUCAAGCAAAUGCGCUUAUUAAUGAAAUAAAGAGCAAAUUAUGA
Molecule: messenger RNA, 2697 nt
Organism: Rotaria socialis
Lineage: Eukaryota; Metazoa; Rotifera; Eurotatoria; Philodinida; Philodinidae
Source: the annotation of a GenBank genome assembly